AUCUAUAAAGACUAAAACCUGAACAUCUGUAACACCCCUCUUUUUCCCCCAUUAUAUUCACAUUCAGUCAUUCACACCACACCAAUUAGGCAAUUAAUUCACAAGAGCAUCUUUCUCUUCUUCCUUACUACACACAAAUAUGUCGACAGAAGUUGCGGCGGAAGUUGUGGUUGCGCCGCCAGCAAAUGAUGCGGAAGAAGGAACAAAACAAUCCCACAAAUUAGAGAGAAAGUGGGCUUUUUGGUUUGAUACUACUAAACCCAAACAAGGCGCUGCUUGGGGUUCCACUCUUAAAAAAGCUUAUACCUUUGACACCGUUGAAGAGUUUUGGUGCCUUUAUGAUCAGAUAUUUAAGCCCAGCAAGUUAACAGGAAACGCUGAUUUCCAUUUGUUCAAGGCGGGAGUUGAACCAAAAUGGGAGGAUCCUGAAUGUGCAAAUGGAGGCAAGUGGACUGUUUCUGGCAGCAGAAAGACUAAUCUCGAUGGAAUGUGGCUUGAAACUUUGAUGGCUCUAAUUGGGGAGCAGUUUGAUGAAGCUGAUGACAUAUGUGGGGUGGUUGUUAGUGCGCGCCAGAGGGGAGACAAGCUUUCAUUGUGGACUAGAAAUGCUACCAAUGAGGCUGUCCAGAUGAGCAUCGGAAGGAAAUGGAAAGAGAUUAUUGAUGUUACCGACAAAAUUAGUUACAGCUUCCAUGACGAUGCCAAAAAGGAUAAAUCUUCCAGAGGCAGAUACAGUGUGUAAGAACCUGUAUCUCUCCUUGAGCAGUUUGCUAUGAGGGUAUUGGAAAUUUGAUACUCACUACAACACUUUACCCUUCUUCCGGCUGCUCAGCUUCAAAUUUUGGUGGCUUGUCUGUUUUAUCUCUUUAUUUUGCACUGUUAUCAUUACUUAAAUUUUGGAAAUGAGCUGCCUACUCAAUCUUUGGUUUAGUCCAUAAAUAUAUAUUUCUUGCGACUUGUGACCUCUUUUUUCCGUUGUUGAUGAACUAAUGCUUAAUGCAUAUGUGAUACAUACAGAAUUGGGUUUGUGCACUUUCAGAAAGUUUUUUGCUCUGAGGCUUAUGUUACCCAUGUAAGCUUAAUAGUGUUACAAGUUGGAUGAAUGAAGCAACUUUUAAGACUUGUUUAACGUA
This is a messenger RNA of Beta vulgaris subsp. vulgaris (sugar beet), 1133 nucleotides long. RefSeq names its product eukaryotic translation initiation factor. Gene Ontology annotation, molecular function: RNA 7-methylguanosine cap binding; translation initiation factor activity. The record is from RefSeq and is a predicted model, not a curated record. Lineage: Eukaryota; Viridiplantae; Streptophyta; Magnoliopsida; Caryophyllales; Amaranthaceae. Gene Ontology annotation, biological process: translational initiation. The coding region runs from base 140 to 742 and encodes 200 amino acids. Gene Ontology annotation, cellular component: cytoplasm; eukaryotic translation initiation factor 4F complex. The transcript has 5 exons.